AUGUUGUAUUUGCACCGUCAUAGGAAGGAUCGUAAGCCCAAGAAGCCCCCUCUUUUGUGUGCCCUCGUUCUCACACACUUUCACUCUUUGACAGAGAACUCCUCACCCAGGUGCCCCUUCAACUAUUUCGACCCUGCCCCCUCCUUUCCUCCCACUGGGAAGACACUUGGAAUAUUUUCACAAGAUGCAUCUUCUCUCUCUAUCAUCCAAGGGAAAUUGUCAGCGGAUGCUGUAACAACCACCUUCCCAUUGGUGGCCUUUCCUCAAGUAAGAAUCAAGGGUUGGCAGACAGUUUCUUUCGGAUGUCCAAAACGACCUUUCAAGACACCUCCUCUUGAGUCUUGCCCCACCUUCGGUCUCCAUCACCAUCGCACCAGCCAAGCAACUGACGUCAGCCACCCUCAUGAUUUUUCCCUCUCGCGUUUGCCGAAAGAACCCCAUAAUCCUGCGGUCUGUACACCGGUACAGCGGCGUUCAUCGAUAAUAAUCAGGUCCGAACUUGCAGCGCCCUCGUGA
Cyclocybe aegerita is the source of this 516-nucleotide messenger RNA. The record is from the annotation of a GenBank genome assembly. NCBI's taxonomy places the organism in Eukaryota, Fungi, Basidiomycota, Agaricomycetes, Agaricales, Hemipholiotaceae.